Messenger RNA from Tribolium castaneum (red flour beetle), 1823 nucleotides. RefSeq names its product Cyclin B3 (gene CycB3). Gene Ontology annotation, cellular component: cyclin-dependent protein kinase holoenzyme complex; nucleus; cytoplasm. Bases 196 to 1680 code for a protein of 494 amino acids. The record is from RefSeq and is a predicted model, not a curated record. The transcript is spliced from 7 exons. Gene Ontology annotation, molecular function: cyclin-dependent protein serine/threonine kinase regulator activity. NCBI's taxonomy places the organism in Eukaryota, Metazoa, Arthropoda, Insecta, Coleoptera, Tenebrionidae. Gene Ontology annotation, biological process: mitotic cell cycle phase transition; regulation of cyclin-dependent protein serine/threonine kinase activity.
AACUACCAAUGGGGACGAAGCAGUGAAACGUUUCAAAACAACUGCAAGCCGACAAGCUUUAAACAUCAACGAACUUCACAUGUGAAUUUUUACAAGCUUUUCUACACUUUUCUACAAGCAAUUUUACAAGUUUUAAGGAGGGACUCAUCAUCACACACAUACACAAAUAACCCGAGACAUUUCUGUUAAUUAAUAAUGAAAGUUGUGAGUGAGAACAUUGCGAUGGCUCCCUUGAAGCCCCUAAGCAGAGCCGUCACAGGCGCCAUCCGUACAAACCAAAAAGCCUCAGUUUCCACCCGAAGCCGGUCAUCAGUCCUGACAAACGCCCAAAUCCGCCCAAAACGAAAAGCCGACUUUUCCCCCGUCAAAGAAAAUGUUAAACGAUCAGCAAUGGGUGACAUCACCAACAACAAAAAGUUCGAUGAUAAAAAGAAAGCCACUUUAAAACAGCCCGCGAAGAAGACGAUCGUUCAAGUCAAAACACUGCCCUCGGUGAGAACCGUGCUCAAGCCCAAGCAGAACGAGAAUGUUCUGCCCCCGCAAGCCCCCUGUCUCAACGGGGUGGUGACUAGGGCUGCUGUGAAAAACGUGACGACUGGCCAGACGGCAGUCAAACCCAAAGAAGCGCUCAAAGAGAUCUCUAAUCCUCGCAUCAAGACAAGACUGAGCAACGAGUUUGAAAAGACUGAAGAAUCUCUCUAUUCGUCAGCGUUGGAGGAACUCAAUGAUUCCGUUAGUUCCAGCGGAGCCAAAGCGAAAACGCCCCCCAGUGAUGAGAAAUCCCCGAACCUAUCUGUGGUGUCCAUCGUGGCCCAGCAGCUCCAGAACAAACUCAAUCUGGGCAUUCAUGAAGUUCCCGAGGGAGUGCCCGACUUUGAUAAGGAGAACUGGGACGACGUGCACCAGGUGUCCCACUACGCCAUGGACAUUUUCAAUUACAUGAAGAGUCGAGAGCCGCAGUUUGAAAUCGCCGACUACAUGGACAGACAAGUCUGUCUCACGAGCUGGAUGCGGUCGCUUCUGGUGGACUGGAUGGUUGAAGUGCAAGAAAGUUUCGAACUGAACCACGAGACGCUUUACUUAGGAGUAAAAUUAGUGGAUUUUUACUUAAGUCGGAUGACUGUCGGCAAAGAGACCUUGCAAUUAGUGGGCGCAGCUUCCAUGUUCAUAGCUAGUAAAUACGACGAAAGAAUUCCGCCGGCCAUCAACGACUUUUUGUACAUUUGUGAUGGGGCAUACACGUGCCGGGAGCUCGUCCGAAUGGAAAUAAAUAUUUUAAAAGUCUGUGAUUUUAAUCUGGGCAUUCCAAUCAGCUACAGAUUUCUCAGGAGAUACGCUAGAUGUGCCAAAAUCACAAUGCCUGUGCUCACCCUCGCAAGAUUUAUUUUAGAAUAUUCGCUGAUGGAUUAUGCCACUGUUACUGUACGCGACUCAAAAUUGGCCUCAGCGUCACUGUAUCUGGCGCUCAAGAUGAAGAAAAUUAGUGGGUGGACGACCGCCUUAGAGUUUUAUUCAGGCUACAAACUUGAAGAUUUUAAAGAAGUUGUGAUUUUACUAAACGACGGGUUACACAAAAAGCCGAAAAGUCCGCUAAUGACUGUAAGAAAUAAGUAUUCCCAUAAGAUAUUCUUUGAAGUAGCCAAGAUUCCACUAAUAAGUAACGAAGAAUUGUUUGUUUAGGCCAAUUGAUGGGUAAAUGUCUGUAGUUUUUGACGCUUUACUUGUUCGUAAAGUGAGUUUUUAUAUCUGAUUAUUCGCAUUAUUUAAGUCCAGGUCUGUCUAGAUGUAUUUAUUGUUUUAAAAUUAUAUUAAUUUUUAUCGUG